UGCCGUUUCAUAAAACCACGCAACUUGGUUGAGGAACGGAUCAUUUGCUCAUCUAAACGGCAUAAGUAGGAGGGUUUUCAUUAACUGUAUCUUCAGUUACGUAAAUACUAAAAAAAACUUUACAUUUUUGAAAUUAGGCUUAGCAAAAACAGCUGAAAGAGGUGACUUGUGAUACAGCACUUUUCGUUUAGCCUAGAAUAUUCAAUAAUCAUAGUUAAUAUGGAAAGUUCAAGCGGUUCAGGAGCAUUCUUAUUUGGGGGAAAUCAUGCAGCAGCGGCUGCAAUGAAUGCAUUACAUGCGGCUGCGGCAUCCGGAAUGACUGACGCCAAUGCAACAGUUCAAGGACUCUAUCCAUAUUCUGCAUUUCAAAGCCAUAUUUCUUCUGGAAAUUUGAAACCAGGACACAGCUCCAGCAUUGCGACGCCAUUUGGAAUCAACGAUAUAUUGAGCAGACCCAGCAACGGCGGUGAAGCAUCGUCUUCAUGUUCCAACACAAAUGUUAUGGGAAGUUCGCCUGUUCACCACGGUCACAUCAUGCCGCCCAAUUCACCUGGAGCUGCAAUGGCACAAGCUGCUGCAGCGGCUGCAAUGUAUCUUGGAAGUAGUGUUCCGUCAAAUUCAUCGGGACUGAACAGAUAUUCUCAACCGCUCACUGAACUUCCGGGCCGUCCGGCGAUAUUUUGGCCCGGGGUUUUACAGGAAGAUUGGAGGGAAAAGAUGCAACGAGGUGUUUCAGGAGGAGGUGUCGGAAUGGACAAGUACGGCAAGAAGAAACAUACCAGGCCAACUUUUUCUGGACAACAAAUAUUUGCAUUGGAGAAAACAUUUGAACAAACGAAAUACUUGGCAGGACCCGAACGAGCAAGACUGGCAUAUUCAUUGGGAAUGACAGAGUCCCAAGUGAAGGUUUGGUUCCAAAACCGACGCACAAAAUGGCGGAAACGUCACGCAGCUGAAAUGGCGACUGCAAAGAAACGACACGAUAGCGAAGUAAAACAGAAGGCUCAAGAGCGGAGAAGUACUGAUGGCUGCGAUGAUAUGGAUGGUGAAAUUUCCGGUGAAGAUGUGAAAAAUAUUGCUUAUUCUCAACAACCUCGCGACGGGGAAGAUACGAGAAAUUCCAGCGAUGCUGGCGACUUAGAUUCACAGGAUUUAUCGCCUGAAAAUUUACAUAAAACUGAUAAUUUUAACUGUAAUGCAAACUUCAAUAAUAACAAUAAUAUUGAUUGUGACGAUGAUUUCAAACCGCUUUCUCCGAAUAGCAACAUGAGCACACUUACUGCAACCGACAUAGACAAGGAGAGAGAAUUCAAAUCUUUGCUUUACAAGAAAACAAACAACGAUGGGUACCAAAGUUCAAGAAUGCGGAAGCCAUAUUUCCAGCCACAUUUCCGGGAUUCAUCGCCAAUUGAAUAUUCUAAUACCUCACAAUUUGACGGGCAUUCUAUUCCAUGCUCUGAAGUUGAAAACGCAAAGCGCAGCAUUCCGAGUGGAAUGAUGCCACAAAACUGUUCAAGUAAUGCCAUGGAAAACAUGCAAGCGCCUACGUUUGCAGGAGCAGUUCAAGGCAUUUCGUUCAACGCAAUUACAACAUCCGGCUUACCGGUAUUGAGUUCGGGCUUGGGAAUAUCAGUCGGAUCUUUUCAACAGCCUAUUGCAAAUGAUCGCCAUUUUUCGUCCAAUUCUGUGUCAUGUGCAGGCGACCCUAUAAGAUAUUUCUAACACAUCUACAACAAAGUAUAUUUGCUAGCAAGUUGUUUGCGCCGUUCCGAAACGUUUUCCCAGAAAAAUAUAUAGCCAAUGAGCUAUUCUCUAAUCGCAUAGGCAGAAUAUGGAGGGAAAAAUCCUAUGAGAAAUGAAUCGAUUAUGUAUUAUCUAAAAGGAAAACCAACUAAUCUGCCGACUGUACUCAGAUUCAAGGUUACAUGCACAUGUUUUGUCUUUUGUCUGCGAUAUCCCAUUAGGUUAGCAUUCAAAUUUCGCUGGGUAACAAAGGAAUGAACUUUUAGGAUAGGUGUCUUUGUAUACAUAAUGGCGGAAUGUGUCGUCUUAUAGCUAGGCAUAAUUGGCGAUUUUUCGCCCCUGUGAAGUAAAAAUGGAUAGUCCGUUGGUGGCUAAACCACCAAUGGCUGUAUUUUUAAAUGUGAAAUGGUAAUUAAUAAAUUUGAAACUGUUUGCAUGUAAAUCUAAAUAGAACUGCAAAGUAAUCGAAUGAAAAUUUUCUCAGUUUUGAUGUACCCACCUUACCAUUAUGGAAUAUUUUUUGUAUCAAUUAUGUUGUUAUUUAUUAUUUAAACAUUUUGGAGUUUCAAUAUGGCAUUUCGUAGAAUGAAACCGUUAUAAAAUUCAUUAUGAUCGAAUUUCAUCAUGUCUUCCUCAGCCGUAUAUAGUGUAUUUGGAAACAUGACCCUUUUUCUAUUAUUUUUGAGUAUACAAGUUUUGCAUUGCUGUCGUCUGUUUUUAUUGUUUGAAUGAUAUAAUCUCAUUUCAAAAAUGAUAUAUGUGCUACCGAAUACACAGC
Styela clava is the source of this 2521-nucleotide messenger RNA. RefSeq lists its product as uncharacterized. Lineage: Eukaryota; Metazoa; Chordata; Ascidiacea; Stolidobranchia; Styelidae. Gene Ontology annotation, cellular component: nucleus. Gene Ontology annotation, molecular function: DNA-binding transcription factor activity, RNA polymerase II-specific; RNA polymerase II cis-regulatory region sequence-specific DNA binding. The record is from RefSeq and is a predicted model, not a curated record. Gene Ontology annotation, biological process: regulation of transcription by RNA polymerase II; cell differentiation.